This is a messenger RNA of Paramuricea clavata, 14588 nucleotides long. The record is from the annotation of a GenBank genome assembly. Lineage: Eukaryota; Metazoa; Cnidaria; Anthozoa; Malacalcyonacea; Plexauridae.
UAUUUAUAAAAACGUGCAUGAAAUUUGCAGUAACAAGUGGGUCAGAAGCAUUAGGUUGGAAGGCAAGAUCUGACUCGUCCGACCUAUUUUUUGCAGGAGUAUAUUGCCAAGCAGUUUGGUUUUAUGCAAGCUCAGAUUGGUUAUGAUAUCAUGGCUGAAGACACUAUCACAGAUUUAGUUCACAACAACAGGAAACUGCUGGAGAAACAUAUUACCGCAACAGAAAUUGAAACUUUUGUCAGCCUUGUCAGAUUAAAAAGAGAGUGCAGGUAUAGUUAUAUUUAACCUUGGGUGCAGUUGGUUUUCUUCAGCCUGAAACUCAUCAUGCUAUUUCGGGUGUUGGCCCUUUGUCAGGUUAUUCAGUAGGAAAAUACAGAUAAACACGGUGAGCUGCAUAGAGCUACAAAGACAGGCCCCUUAUGAUCAACACCCAUAUACCCGACUGCAUACUGCAGGAAUCAAACUCCGAUUGCAGAGAUAAGGCAUUUAUAUACCGCCGACGCAGUUUGAACCAUCGCCUUUUCAGGAAACUCGAAUCCUGAACCCGCCCAGGGUUCCAGUGGCCUGGCCCCAGGUACGAGGAUUUUUGUUAAAAUGGAUUAAACGUGGUUUAUCACAAGCAGUUACUAGUUUGUUUACAACCAUAUCUGUGAUAUUUAAUAUGAUUUUUUCUUACAUUUGUAGAUUUUUGGUGUAUUUAUCAGAUUUGUGUGUUUCUAACAACACAGCCAUACCUGCAACUCAAGAAUUGAUCUAUAAAUCAGUCCUUGAAUCAUCUUCAAACUCUGAUCUCCUCAUAAAAACAAGGUACAAUAUAAUAUACGCGCUUUAUCACGACUUAAGGCUGCUCUCCAGUUAAGCGUUUUUCAUACGUGCGAAAGUUUAAAUCUUUUUAAAUUUUAUUUAUAAAAUAACUAAUUGAAUAAAAGGAAAGAAUUUAGUUUUCUGUGUGAUUUAAUAUGCAUUUGUUGAGGUAAUUAGUACUUGUAUAAAAUUUAGAAAGAUUUAAACUUUUACGUGCGUACACGCACGUAUGAAAAACGCUUAACUGGAGAGCAGCCUUUAAUUAAGUUGCGACUUAUUUUCUCUCGUAUAAAUGGCCCUAUCAGACAGAUUUAGAUCGAGGACGCGGACGUCAAAGACAACGUGAAAAUGGCGUGUUGUGCCCAUGUAUGGAUAUGCCACGCCAUUUUGACGCCAUUUUCAUGGUGCCCCACACGGUGGAACGUUGAAAUUCCAGGUGCUGACGGACUGCUCUGUUUAGGGUUAUCGAUGACGUUGUGCAUGUAGAAUGGUGUACAGACAAUGGAACAGUACAGAAGAGUCAGCAUGAACUUGCUGAUGGUUUUAAACGUGGCGACAGACAAGAUGUUGAAAUUAUGAAUUUUUACAGGUAAGACAGGUAGAAUAACAGGUUAUACAAGUGUGGUCUACAUUGCAGGGCCACUGCAGGAGAUGAGUGUAAUAAAGAAUGGUAUAAAUUUUAUUAGAAAUUUGGCUAUACUUGGUGGUUUCAUUACACUAUCGUUCAGCCGCUGGUGAUCAACCAGAAGCAUAUUUCUUCAAUUGUUGAGAUAAUGUUUAAGAAAGGAAUGAUUGGUGACUUCCAUAUAUUACUUAGAUUAGGGCUAGGAUUAGACUCCUCCGCAGGCAUGUUGUGGUCUAAUGCAUGCGGAGGAGACUAGGAUUAAAGUCGUUGCUAAAGUGGACGGAUGAGAGGGAGGUUUUCAAGAUGGCCGUUGGUUUUCAAAAUUGUUAAAACGUGAAAAACCUUACCGUAAACUCCCUGUCCAUCUCUUUUAGUCAUUAACUUAGGAUUACGGAUUAAGAUUGCAAGGAUUAGCAAUAUUAGGGAGCUUAAAGUGCCUAUGACACGAAAUUUCACCCCAAAGGUUUAUAGUUGCAUUGUAAAGAUCACUUAAAAUGACUUAAUAAUUUCUUUUAUAGAAUUUUGGUAACUUGCUUCCUUUUCAAGAUAUUCAACUUUGUUUCAUAUGCAAAUAUCACCGGUGUGACAUCAUAUCACAUAAUGAGUUUUCAGAAAAGUGUAGUUUUCUUGACAAAUACGUAUCUAAAAAGCUUAAAAAUUGCUCUUGUAUAUGUAUUAAUUUCAUAACUGGUAAUUAACUCUCUGUAUUUGUUUGUAAAAAUAUUUUAUCAAGGUAAAAUAUUGCGUUUUCAAAAUGUCAUUAUGCGAUGUGAUGUCACACCGGUGAUAUUUACAUAUGAAACAAAGUUGAAUAUCUUGAAAAGGAAACAAGUUACCAAAAUUCUAUCAAAGAAAUUAUUAAGUCAUUUUAAGUGAUCUUUACAAUGCAAUCAUAAACAUUUGGGGUGAAAUUUCGUGUCAUAGGCACUUUAAGCAAGCGACGUUUUUGUCACAGUUUAGAAACUGUGUUUGUGUCAGUUUGUUGUAAUUUUCAACACAUACGACAAAGCAUAAGAUUUUUAUAGUUCUUGGCUUCCUUGUACAUGACCAAUAUGAUGCAAAAUCCCGCAAAAAUUAGUUAUACCAUGUUGACAAAAACGUCGAGCACUUGCUUAAGCUCACUUAAUGUAAGGGCAGAGUCGCUGAACGUGAAAUUGAGGAAGUUAUCCUGGAAAAUGAUAAUACUAUAUAUAGUAUGUUUGUAUGAUGUUACUCUGAGUGUAUAUCCACACCGGGCAGGCUUGAAAAAUAUGCCUGGCCACGGCAGGAUUCGAACCUACGACCUUUGGAAUACUAGCCCAAUGCUCUUCCAACUGAGCUACGCGGUCAGGACGGUUCGAGUAAGCGAUAUUUCGGAACUGAGUCUAGUUCCUUCGAUAUCAGUGUAAUCUAAUAUUUAUGAAAUCUGCUGUGUUGGUGUAAUGUACUCAGGUGAAUAAGAUGUUUGUAUGAUGUUACUCUGAGUGUAUAUAUCCACACCGGGCAGGCUUGAAAAAUAUGCCUGGCCACGGCGAGAUUCGAACCUACGACCUUUGGAAUACUAGCCCAAUGCUCUUCCAACUGAGCUACGCGGUCAGGACGGUUCGAGUACUGAAGCGAUAUUUCGGAACUGAGUCUAGUUCCUUCGAUAUCAGUGUAAUCUAAUAUUUAUGAAAUCUGCUGUGUUGGUGUAAUGUACUCAGGUGAAUAAGAUGUUUGUGUGAUGUUACUCUGAGUGUAUAUCCACACCAGGCAGGCUUGAAAAAUAUGCCUGGCCACGGCGGGACUCGAACCUACGACCUUUGGAAUACUAGCCCAAUGCUCUUCUAACUGAGCUACGCGGUCAGGACGGUUCGAGUAAGCGAUAUUUCGGAACUGAGUCUAGUUCCUUCGAUAUCAGUGUAAUCUAAUAUUUAUGAAAUCUGCUGUGUUGGUGUAAUGUACUCAGGUGAAUAAGAUGUUUGUGUGAUGUUACUCUGAGUGUAUAUCCACACCGGGCAGCAGAUUUCAUAAAUAUUAGAUUACACUGAUAUCGAAGGAACUAGACUCAGUUCCGAAAUAUCGCUUACUCGAACCGUCCUGACCACGUAGCUCAGUUGGAAGAGCAUUGGGCUAGUAUUCCAAAGGUCGUAGGUUCGAAUCCCGCCGUGGCCAGGCAUAUUUUUCAAGCCUGCCCGGUGUGGAUAUACACUCAGAGUAACAUCAUACAAACAUCUUAUUCACCUGAGUACAUUACACCAACACAGCAGAUUUCAUAUAUAUAUAGUAUAUUAUAACAAAAGUUUACUUUGAUGUUUGACUGUGAUGUUUUUUGUGUAGACAUCAACUGGAUCUAUUUGCAUACAUGUGUUUUGAUCGACAAUACUUGGCAAUCAAUAGACUAAGCGAACAACUAGAUGUUGAUCUUGUUCAAAGGUAUAUACGUUUAUGUGUUUUACUAAAUAUUGCUAUACUGAUUGUUAUGUUUAUGAUAUGUGUUGAACUACUUUCCUUGUAAGUUAUACUACUGCAUAUUUAAUCACUUGUAAUGAACUGCAUAAUAACUUACCUACACUGUUAUUUUCGUAGAUGUAUGGCAGAUGAAGAACUGCCUUGUGAACUUCGAGCAGCAUUUUGUCGUCUCAUGUUACAUAUGCACAUCGAUAGAGAUCCACAAGAACCAAUAACUCCAGUGAGAUAUGCACGACUGUGGUCGGAAAUUCCACUUCAACUCAGCAUUGAUGAGUAAGUACUAUGUAUAUAUUAACUCUACUUGGCUAGUUUUCCAAAGGUCGUAGGUUCGAUUCCCACCAUGGCCGGGCAUAUUUUUCAAGCUCGCCCGGUGUGGAUAUACACUCAGAGUAACAUCACAAACAACUCUACCAUAGUUCAUAUAAUGUUGAGAUGAAUCUGGAGGUGUAGAAAUCUUACGUAUUAAAUUGUCGGGCGAUUGAAGCCUUUGCUAUUAGACGAUCGCUACAUUACGUUAAAAAACAAUACAACGGUCACUCACCAUUCAUGUUCAUCAGGUAUAGUUGUAUCCUCUAUAUACACACGUUCGGAGUUUGAAAACUUAGAAGACUUUUUGUGGACCUCCUAAUCUAUAUGUUACUAUAUUUUCUAUCAGCCAUGCUUAAUCCUGGGAAUAGGAGCAUAUAUGGCUGUAUCACAUCUAACAAUAUCGUUCUCCAAGUAUAUUGUAGGCGAAGGAGUCCCGUGCGCGAAGUGCCGAGUUCUCUAAAUUAUUUAUGUGAAAAAGAAAUGACAUCUUCUAGUUGAAACUUACAGCCUAACCAAUGUUACUUAUUAUUUUUCUUGUAUUUCUUGUUCAAAACGAGCGCUUAAUACUGUAUAUUGUAUAUUACAUAUUAAAUGACUUCAAAUUUUCUUUUGAUUAGUUACGACAAACAAGAUAUUUUUGGAAAGAAGAACCGCGCAAAGUUCACAAAAACCGUCGACUUUGUUGAAGCAUACUUGCGGCAAAUUAGUUCAAAUAUCUGGGCAUUUAACAACAAGGAACAAAAUAAACUGACAUACGAGGUUUGUUAUGUUAGAAUAAUAUGCACAGUAGAUCUUACCAUCAAAUGACUGCAAAGUAGAGCUGCUUCCAAUUAAUCGAUUAGUCGAUUAUUUUUUCGUUUUUUUUUCCGUAAUCGAUUAUAUUUAACAAUAAUCGGAGCAAUCGGAUCAUCUAUAACAAUCCUGGGCCUCGUACCACCUGAAUAAACGCCUGUUUGCAGGCUACAAUCCUGCAGACAUGAUGGAUUCAAUAGUAUUUCCUUUUACUGACAGGUAACCUUGAUCCUGAUUUAUGUUUUUCAGAUAUUUAGUAGCGUGUUGAGUCAUUUGGUCUUCAUAUAACUUUAAAAAUUUCAUACACGGUUUUUAUUAACUUUCAGUUGAAAAUUGAAAAAUCGCGCUGCGUUUCAAGAGCGGAUUUUUCCUUUACAGUAUUAUUAGAAGUGUCAAACGUAAACUAUAAAAGAUCUUGUCAGUUGUCUACUUCUGUGAACUCUGCGUGCGCGAGAACUACGUGACCAAUAAUUUCAAACGUAGAUAUAUAACUGGGGCCGGUUGUAUCAAGCCCGUUUAGCUUAAACGGUGGAUAAGUCAAAAUUAAAUAACACUCUUAUAUCUUUCGUGAAUCAGUCAACUUAAAUAUUCUGCACUGAAUAUAUAGUUGUAAACAUUAUCGUUCUAUUAAGGUUCAAAACUUUUAGUUUGGUUGUUUAAUGAAUCUAUAGACUUGCUUUCUAUUUUGAGCUUAACCACCGUUUAAGCUAAACGGGCUUGAUACAACCGGCCCCUGAUUGUUGGGUGACAACAAAGUAGACACAUGUCAAAUUUAAAUUAAUUGACCAAUGUGAUUAAUUGGUAAUAAUGAUUAAUCGAUUAUGAAAAUGAACCGAUGGGAGCAGCUCUACUGCAAAUACCGUUGGUAUGUUUUCCAUCUGCGGCUGUAGAUCUUUACAUGCAAACGACGGUAUCCGGGUCCUAGUGAAGAAUACAUUGUAUGGCCUUGUUUUCUGUCCUCCCAUCCUCGCACUAAGGGCCUGCAAGGGAGAAUCGAAAGAUGCUUGCACAAGCGUCUACGGAAAAUGCACAAGCGGUGUACUGAAAAUGUACAUAUUUUGAGAUAAUACUAAAAUGUUUAAUAUUUCUGAUUCAUUAAUUUAUUGUUAAAAUGGAAAACUAUAAUUUUUUCUCUAAUAAUUUGAGCGUGGAGUUUAUAAUAAGAAAUGUGACAUGUUUUUCGUUGGUUGGGAGGUUCUUGAACAUUUUCAUUCAUUUUUAGGGCUUGCCCUAAACUUGGAGUGUGCGGGUUGAUGUUUGGAAUAGAGAUGAGACCUACAUGUAAUAUAGUGUUGUUUGUUUGUUCAAUAGGUUGUUCAAAUAGCUCGACACUUGAUAUAUUUUGGAUUCUACGGUUUGAAUGAUUUGAUCAAACUUACAAUGAAACUUCUGGCUAUCUUGGAUGGUGAACAGCGAGCUUAUGAUCGUGCUAAUGCUGUGAAAAAGAAAACUGCAAGUAUGUGACCGUGUGCCUUCUCUACCUAAUUAACGUGUGGCUGUCGUGUUAGGUGCAACAUACUGGGACGCCAGUCACGCUCAGCGAUCGUUAUGUAACAUGGGAAAAGCCGAUCUGCACGUGAACACAAUUUCUCAUAUUUUGUUUUACUUUGCUGACGUAUUUGAGAAACUUACCACAGAAUAACGCGUACAAAAUUUGGCAAAAAAGAAUAACUUGCCUACAAAGACUAAACUCAUGCAUAUAUGUCUUCGCUGUUUAGUAAAAUAUAUUAUUGAAAGUACAUUGAUCUGGCCUAAUCAUUAGAGAUUCGAAGGGUCAUAGAUAUUUCCUACAAUCGUACUCUAAUCCUGUUCCUAACAUUAACACCAGUCCUAACUUAAAUUACUUCCAAUACAAAACUGCGCACCAAAUUUUUUGUGACCUCAUUUUGGGAUUUUUAUAUGGAAAAUCACCCAGAAAAAAUGCGACAACGUGUGCAAAAAUGUUGAUAACAUUUCUUUUCUUUUUAGUGACAUCAAAACGGGAUGUCUCGAGGUCUGUGAGUACAAUAGGUACCCUCAUGACCCGCAUGGUCUUGCCUGGUGCCAAAGAUCCCUGGGGAUUAAUAAUGUCUUCUGAUAAAAUGAGCAAUUUGAAAUGCUCUGAUAUCGAGAAAGAUCGCAUUGUUAUGGAAACAAAAGUGAAGAUUAUUGAAAUUUUAGAGUUUAUUCUAAAUGUUCGUCUGGAUUACAGAAUUUCAAGUCUACUGACUAUAUUCAAACGAGAGUUUGAUGUUAAGAAUGGCAGCGCUGUAGGAAGUGAAGGUGAGAAUACUUUAUCUUCACCUGUUAUUGGUGAUUCGUAAUUUAUUUGUGGUGGAGCGCAUAUAUGCAUAUAUACCCUUCUCAAGUUCGGACUCUCGCGAACAAAAAUGUUAUGUUAUUGUUUUUUUUUUAAAAUUAUGAUAUCAUAUACAUAGGGCCUGGGACUUUGCUCACCCGAAAUUGUAAAUCAACAAUAAGAACGACAUGCCCGUUAUGUAUUUUCAGUUAUCCUGACGCCACUUUUCACUUAUUAAAAUUCGAAUGCAAUACUCAACUGAAGAUGUUACUCUUCAAUUCUCAUGUAUCGAGCCGCUACAAAAUUUACCUUAGUUACCACUUUGGCAGUGACAGUGUAUGAUUGUAACACCGAAUGGGCUGGCAAAGUUUCGUCGGCUCAAAAUCUCCUUGCCCUUUGCUCUAAGACAAAAUCCCUUCAAACUAAAACUGGAUAUAGUAAGUUGACGUGUAGUAAUGGAUUUUUUGUGGUGUUUAAAUCGAGGUUUAAAUGUCAACGUGAGGCAUUUUCCAUGGGAUUGACAUUGACAGGAUAACUGUCGCGGAAAAUACGUACAACAUACAUGUCUACCGUUCAUAUCACUGCUAUACGACUUAUAUAAACAUAGCUUGACAUAAUGUAUGUAUUGAAAACUAAACGUUGGUCUCCUCAUUGUUCAUACUGUGGAAUUCCUGGGAUAACACAGAAUUUAAUGAAUUUUACAAUUGCUUUAGGAAUUGAUCUAGAGCGUGUUGGAAUUCAAGCAGAACAGUUAUUUGGAGGCUCCGGGUAAUCAUUCUUUUUGUAACAAUACUCAACAAUAAUUAUAAGUAUUGUACAUUGUAGUAAUUAGGUGUCUUCUGAUUGGCUUGCAGUUAAAUAUGCUGUAUGGCAAAAUCAGACGAUUAAUUUUUCUAUUUAUAUUUAUUUAUUGUUUAUUUACUUCACAUAGUUCUUACAUUAAAUACUGCCAACCACCUAUACUGCUCUAAAAUUAUAAUAGAACAAGGAUUAAUAACACCAUGCGAGUUCUCAGUUUUAGAAUACAAAUAAAAUUUCUUUGUUUGAAAGAGUUUAAAAUUUUGUUUACUACAAUAAAGAGCCAGUAAUGGAGAUAGCAUAAUUCCUACAUGAAACUUUUUCAGUACACGCUAUCCAAAACUAACAAUUUGCAUUUGUAUACUGUAUGUUAAUGCAUAAUGGGCUGGAGCUAGUUACGAAAUGGAAAUAUUCAAAAAUCGAAAUUACUCAAUAUCAUGUGAUGUGUAUUGGAUUUUAUUCCCCAAGUAGUCAUAGACCUGUGCUUUUCAGGAAAAAAGUACGGAAAAUGGAGUUCUAUUCUGUGUCCAGUACCAGAUCCUUCAUUCCUUUACACUGGAUUAGAUGUGCUGGUUAUCUGAGUGUACAUGACUUACGACUGUGCAUUCUUUGUUCCUAGGACCAGUAUCGUAGGAGCCAAAAUUACUCACGACUUGGAUUUUGAUGGAACUGGUGGUUGCACAUUUCUUCGUGUACUCUUAUCCUUGAUUAUCCACGACUAUCCACAACUUGUUGUCGGAGCUCUGAAGCUUUUACUUAAGCAUUUCAGUCAAAGACAAGAAGUACUUCACGCUUUCAAACAGGCAAGUUAGUUGUGUUGUGGUAUAGAUAUUAAUUAGGGUGUUGUUUCACACCAACGUUGGUUUCAGCGUAUAAGUACGUAAAUAAAGCAGCCGCGGCAAGUUUUGCGAUUUACUAUUCUAAAAACUAUAAAUUAAUUUUAUUUAUAUUGCAUAGUUUUAACAGUUCUGUCUAAAUUGCUCUCGCUAUUUUUGUUAAAAAAUUGGAUCACCUGGGGAGGACCUGUGAUAUUAGUAAGAUAUUUGUUACUACUGAUAAGAUGGAGAAAUAACUAAGAUUAUUUUGCCUGCAAUCAAAUUCUGCCCGCCAAUGUAAAGGCAAUGCCUGCGGACGACAGUAAGUAAGUCCUGCACUAUAACCACUGUGUGAAACUAACAAUUUUGUCGCAUCGCUUACCUGUUUCACUUAAAGCUUUACAUUUCGAGAAUGAAAUAUAAAUUGGUGAACUAAAUUAUGCACCGGUGAUGACAAUAUGUUAUAUUAUUAGGUGCAACUGUUGGUCACAGCCAAGGAUGUGGAAAACUACAAAACUAUCAAAGAUUCCCUUGAUGAACUGAGAUUGUUAGUGGAGAAAUCAGAGUUGUGGGUAUUUAAAGCGAAAAAGAAAUCAGACGGUAAAAAGGGUGAAAGUAAUAGGAAAAAGAGCAACGCAAAAGAUCAGUCAAAAAUGGAUGGGAAAUCCCUGGAAAGUUUUUCCGAAAGUGUCGACUUACAGGUAUGAAAAUAAAAUUAGGUGUUGAAAAUAAAAUAAGGGUUGUGUGCAAACAUUUAACGUUUUCUUAUAGUUUUCUCCAGUACAGCGAUUUGGUACUUCAGUUCACAGUAUUGCUCAUAUUAAGUAACUUGUAAGCGAGAAAAGAAAGCGUCCCUUACUUCCUGAGACUAACAAAGCGAAAGCAGUAAGAACUUUUUAAUACCCCAGCGGCCCAGCUUAUUGUAGAAGAUUAGGCUAUAUCACAAGCUCCACCGAACUUCUACGUUUUCACUUUUGUCUUUUCUUGUGCUUGUUUUGCUUUUAAAAACAAGGCUUAAACAAACAUGCGCAAGCCUAAAAGUCGUUUAUAAUUAAAACGAAAUCCUCCAUAAACCCGUACUGUUCAUGUAUUACAACGUAAAUGUGCUUCUUCUUUGUGAUGUAUUUUUAGACUUUCCCCAAGUCUCGCUCGAGUUGGUUUCAUUUUUGAUAGGGUCUAUGAGAUGAGAUUCAUUGUCAAUCUGGUCUAUCCAGUCUACUAUGAGAUCAAUAGACCCUAUCAAAAAUUAGCCAAUUCGAGCGAAACUUGGAACAAGUCUACUGUAUUUUCAGCGCCAUCACCAGGGAAACGAAAUAUUCAUAGUUAAUGAUAUAACUCAUUGUUUAUCGUCAAUCUUGUUUUUGUUGUAGACAUAUCGUUCACGACUGGCGAGUGAAGAGUCCCAAAAUGAAGAUAACGCAAAUGAAGACACCAGUUUGUUAACAAACUACCAAACCAUCAAGAAGGUAAAACCAUACGUUAUGUGUCCUUGGCCUUAUAAUAUGAAUGUAUAUAAAUUUUUAAAUGUUCGUGGAAUUUGGGAAUUAAAUUAAUGUUAAUAGACAUUUACGUUACCAACCAAUCCAGUCGCAUGUUUCAAAGCUUAGUCACCUUUCUUCCAUUGUAUGCUAAUAAACUUUACUGUUUAUUGCACUUUUGCCCCAAUGGCCUCGUUUCCAUGUUUACCUGUUUUAGCAUGGCAGGUGCACAUGCAUGAAGGGUAUUUAACAUGUAGAUAAGAUUUUGCCGUUGUCUGUUCAGUUAUAGAUACAGUAUGACGUCAUAAUGUGGGAAGAACAAAAGGGGAGUGGGUCACUUUUUUGUUCAUUAUGACGCCAUACUGUGUAUCUAACUGAACAGACAACGGCAAAAUCUUAUCUAUUUGUUUUAUAUAAUAAAAAGAAAAACCACGAAUUAAACAGGUAAAUAGCUUAUUUUUUAUCCACCCAAACAUUCGGAAAUUUGAAAAAGUCGACAUUUUACAAAUAUCACGCGUACAUGAUCAAAACAAAUAAGGGGAUGCUAUUGGCUACCUUAAGUCAUUUUUAUUUAAAACCCAAAACAAAGUUUUGUGUGACGUAAUUCCGCGCGUCUCUCCUCAAAUAGAUCAUGGCUCUCGACCAAUGAAAGCGCUUGAAUUCUUAACGUUAUUAUAUAAAUCCACAUGCAUGUUUCGUGCAUGAAUAUAUGUUUCUCUUUGAUCUUGAGCCCAAUCACAGAUCUAUCAUUCACCCUAUUGUUCACGAAACAUGAGGAAAUAACCAUAUGAAAACGAGGCCAUCGGGGAAAGAGUGCAAUAUAUAAACAGUACGCUCUAGUAUCAUAAUAAUGCUAAAUGUGAAUUGAGUGACAGCGGGCAUAAGCAUGCGUGCAUGUACUGGACAAUCAAGAUUUACUGUUUCCUCUGUUACAGAUCCUUGAACAUCUGUGUGAGUUAUGUGUGACAGUUACACAUGGCAAGAAAAAGAACAACAAACACGAACAAAGAUUACUUCGUAAUAUGGGAGCUCAUACAGUCGUUGUUGAACUUCUCCAGAUUCCUUAUGAAAAGGUAAGACAAAACUUUUAUAAAUUUUAUAUACCAUUGUUAAAUCAAUAUACACACCCCAUGACAUGGCAGUCUUCUCACCCUACGCGCAAGACGCAAGACCGAAAACCUUGCUGGGCAAGGGUGGUUAUGUCGGAUGUGAUAUUAGUACCCAGGCGAUAUAGAACUUGGGAAUAUGAAUCCAAAGUUGAAUUUUCCAUUAUGUGUGUUACAGGAAUGGUGGUAGUAAGCUAACAAAACAAAUUGGUGGGUUGAUAAGUGAUGGUAGACCCAAUGGAUAUAUAUAGUACCACUUACCAAAUGAGAGAAAGCCCUUCCAAGGAAGUUAUACACUUUCGUUGCUAGCUGUAACCGUAUUUGGUUUAUCACUUCAAAUCUACGAUUUUACAUGAAAGAAAUAUUUUUUGUACUAUUUAAAACACGAGUAGGAGUGUUUUGUCAGAUAUAAAACGCGAGGCGCAGCCGAGCGUUUUAUAUCUGAUAAAACACGACAACGAGUGUUUUGAAUAGCUUAAAAUACGACUACAAAAGAAUACUAAUUAGGAUGAACCAUUAUAUAAUCAUGCUAAUUAGGAUGAACAAUUAUAUAAUGCCACAUGUGUUUUAUCAGAUAUAAAGUCACUCCACGUGAUAUAUUAUGGCUGACAUGAUUUGCCACAAGGUUUAUGAAUUAUUAAUGAGUAUUUUAAAUUUCUAUAGAAAAAAGACAUCUACAUGAAAGACGUAAUGACGUUAGCUCACGAGUUUCUACAGUUGUUUUGUCUGACCAACAAACAUAACCAAGCAAUCUUAUAUAAACAUUUGGAUCUGUUCCUUGUUCCUGGGGUAAGAUUUAAAAUUGAAGUUGGGAUUAUUGCAUGAUGUUCGCCAUCUAAGAUUUUUAAAAUUGUAAUCACCGGCAAAUGAGGUCCGUUUGUUCGUUUUGGGGGACAACAAAUAUUACUGUACAAGUAUGAAAAGUUGCAUGUGAUCGAUGUGUCUCACAUAAUAUGACACGUUUUGUUGUAAAAAAUCUUUCGUGAAUGUGGUUAUACUCCCCGAUUCUCAUACCUUCAUGCAAUGAAUAAACUAUAGUUCAUUUAUCACACGGUUUAUUUGAAAAUGUUUUUAGAGCAAAUUGUGCAUACUUAAUUAAGUGACACAUGUUACGGUGUGAAAACCUAAAAAGUUUUCAAGUUCGCAUUAUCGUCAUAAGCUAAAUUUGCACAUUCAUAUGAUUAGGUUAUUGUAGUUUAAUUCCAAAUAUGGUUUACUACAGUAAAACGUCCUGUUGCCACAGAGGAAUCGCCGGUGGAAACACAAUCUUUUUUCACAUUCCAUUGUCUGUAUUCCAUUGUCUGUAUGAUUUGCUUAUAAAUUUUUAUCCACAUCUAGCUUCAGGAAGCCCAUACACUGCAACAUAUCUUUCAAGAUAACUUAUCUUUAUGUAAUGAAGUUCCCGACAAGGUUAUUCAUCAUCUUGUACGAGCCAUUGAAACUGAAGGUCGCCAGGUGCAGUAUUUGAAGACUUUACAAACGUUAGUGAAAGCAGAGAAUCAAGCUGUGAGAAAAUGCCAGGAUUUUAUCAUGGUAGAGGUAUGAAUAUCAAUUGGAAGAUUAUUUUGUUCCCGUUUACUUUAUUGUACCUGCUGUACGUAAUCAUUUGGAGUGUAUAAACUAUUCGCACAUGACAAUAGACCUUAUGCAUAAUGACGUCACAAGGCUUGAUUCCCGCGAGGAGUGCUGGUCUUAGUAGUCAUCGCCCGGGAAAAUUUCGAUAGUGGCCAUUUUGAAUUGUUUAACUUUCCCUGGCGAUGAGUACUAAGACCAGCACUCCACGCGUGCAUCAAGCCUUGUGACGUCAUUAUGCAUAAGGUCUAUUAUUAACGUGCAUUAUAUACUAGCAAGAAGUAUUCUCAGCAACUUUGCCAGAUAAAGCAUGAGGGGAGGGGGGAGGCAACUGCCCACUCCAAUAAUUUUCGGAAAGCCUUUGGGUGGUGGCUCUGUAACAAAGCUGUUACAAUUAAUUUUACAACAACAAACAUUAGCGUGCUUUAAGUUAAGCAAAUUUGCCUGACAUUUAGUGAAAAAUGUUUAAAACAAUGCAAUUUGUAGCAACAAAAUGGUGCAUGCAUGGUAAUAUGAUGGAUUUCAUCCUCAUGAACUAUAUUAAAGUCCUCCAUCCUCAUUCAGUCGUAUAUUGUUCCGAAGUCUGCUCAUGUAAAUCUUUAAAAUAACAACUUAUUUUAAAUUAAUUUCUUAAUUAGUUUCUGAAUGCUGGAGAAGAGGUGCUGUUAUUUUUUAAUGAAAGAAAGAUGCAAGAACCCUUUUUUGAACUGAUGAGAUCUGAGACAGACAAUCUAAGUGAAUCAAGUUCUAUUGCAUAUCACAUACAUCUUGUCAAGCUCUUGGCUACGUGCACUGAAGGAAAGAAUGCUAAUACUGAAAUUAAAUGUCAUAGUCUGCUUUCAUUGGAUGAUAUUCUCAGAGUUGUCACACAUCCUGACUGUAUGUCUGAAGUAAGUAGUGAUACAUACAUAUUUUGCACCACAUCACACGUUGAUGAGCAGGAGAAGUGACUGGAUUUUAAUGCCGAGGCUCCUCAGCUCGACUUUUUUCUCUUUGCUUUCCAAGAUAAAAUGGAUAAAUAUUGUCUCAUUCUGCUUCAAGGGAAAAUAUUCUAAGUUAUCAUUAACUUUCAUCAAAAUGUAUAUGUAUAUAUAUGACGCUUACAUGGUGAAAGUGUUUCGCCAACUCUGUUGCAUUUUCAGCUUGUUCAAUCAUGACUGCUGAUGCGAAUACGACGAAUGUCGGAACAAAAUAACAAAUGAGCAAUCAGACAUAAAGUGUACUCUUAUACUAGUAUUCAGUGUAGGAUACUAAUUGUCAAAGUAAUUAUAUAUUUUUGAAAAUUUUAACUUUUAAUUCUGUUAACUUUACCUUUAUUUUAUAUUUCAGGUGAAGGAUGCGUAUAUUUACUUUCUUAUUCACUGUUAUGUGGACACAGAAGUCGAGAUGAAAGAAGUGUAUACCAGUCAUCAUAUUUGGGCGUUGUUCGAUAACUUUUUAUUGGAUAUGGCAAGAGUAAGAUAGAGUGGAGUUUCGUCCAUAUUUAGAUAUAGAAACAGGGCCGCCCAGAGGUUGGCGGGGGCCCGGGACAAAUUUUUUUAGGGGCCCCUAUCUAAAAAAAUUGUUCCCGGAAAAUUUUUU